Molecule: messenger RNA, 4441 nt
Organism: Phlebotomus argentipes
Lineage: Eukaryota; Metazoa; Arthropoda; Insecta; Diptera; Psychodidae
Gene: sv
Product: paired box protein Pax-2-A
Exons: 9
Coding region: 1-1497 (498 amino acids)
Biological process (GO): regulation of transcription by RNA polymerase II; anatomical structure development
Molecular function (GO): RNA polymerase II cis-regulatory region sequence-specific DNA binding; DNA-binding transcription factor activity, RNA polymerase II-specific
Source: RefSeq, a predicted model, not a curated record
AUGGACCUGUCUACUGCGUACAGAUACAAUCAGAACAUGAUGGAGUACUACACGUGUCACGGUGGCGUGAAUCAAUUGGGUGGUGUGUUCGUGAACGGGCGACCACUGCCGGACGUCGUGCGACAACGAAUAGUGGAGCUGGCGCACAAUGGCGUGCGUCCCUGUGAUAUAUCACGUCAACUCCGCGUCAGUCACGGCUGUGUAUCUAAAAUAUUGUCCAGGUACUACGAAACAGGCAGUUUUAAGGCAGGUGUUAUUGGUGGAUCCAAGCCUAAGGUAGCUACACCACCUGUAGUGGACGCCAUUGCUAACUACAAGCGUGAAAAUCCCACCAUGUUUGCAUGGGAGAUUCGCGACCGAUUGCUGGCUGAGGGCAUUUGUUCACAGGACAACGUGCCCAGCGUCUCUUCUAUCAAUCGAAUCGUUCGAAAUAAAGCGGCUGAAAAGGCAAAACAUGUGCACCAGACAGCGCAGCAGAGUUCGACUGCAACAACCAGCAGCGCAACCACAAACGUGAGUGUAAUUACACACUCAACCAGUGCUGUCAUACAAACACCAAUGGCAUCUAAUGGGCAACAAGAUAGGGUAGCUGGCUAUAGUAUCAACGGCAUUCUUGGCAUUCAGCAUUCUACGGAUCCAAAUGGCAACAGUAUCAAACGGAAACGGAUGGACGAUCAUGAUGAAAAUCGCGACAUUAAUAUGCACAGCGCCUCAGAGGAGGAUCUCAAGCGACACCGUUUGUAUAAUGGAGAGCAGUUGUAUACCAACGUAAAUCGGACGCGCUCAGAUGAGGCGUCGACCAAUUGUUUGCCGUUGGCUCAGCAAAUCUGGAGUGGGAAAUGGUGCAUCAAGGACGAGCACAAGUUGUUGAGUGAACUGGGCAACACAACCAAUGGGUCUAGCAACUACUAUGACGCUCAUGGGAGCUUUGCCACGACAGCUGGCGAUACGGUGUUGUAUGAUACCAUUACAACCAUCACUCAGGCACAAAGUUCCCUCUACACACCUUCCAUUGGCGCCACCAUCGCAAAUUCCAUCACUCCCCUCGCCCCAAUUGCGAUGCCAGAUAUGAAGCUGAGCAGCUCACUCAUGGAUCCCUCAAUGUCUUCCUAUCAGAUUACAGCGAAUCAAGAGGGUUCUGUGCAUCAGUUUGCGUCGCUCAGUCAUAUAGUGAUGAGCAGUGACACGGCCGGUAAUGCCUCCCCGGACUUACCAAUGACAUUAGUGGCUCCUGAGGUUUCAGCUGAUCCUCCAACGGCCUCGAAUGGUGAUCCAGAAGAGCAUGAUUCAUCACUGAUUGUGUUACAACCUACCACACCUGGUUACUCUGCGAUGCUGCCCAGCUUCACGCACUACCCCCAAGGUGGCGCUACCACCGUGGUACCUAGUUCUGACUACGCCUACAGCUCACCUGCCGCCUACCAACAGUACGGAGGGACUCCGUACUCAGCGUACUCCUACGGUUCCAAUGCUCCCGGUGGUCUUCUCAGUAAAUAAAGAUCUCUCGCUGCCGAUAUCAUCCAACGACAACUUCGACAACGAUGGGUCCAUCGGAGCUAAAUAUUCGGAUAGCAGAACGUGAAGGAGGGCUUGGCGAUGCAUUUGAUCCAUCUCUCGCUGGAGAUAAUCGGAAUAUACUCAAAACUGAAACUAUCUUUAACGUACACUCUCCAAACGACUCCAUGAACUUCUCAGAUACACCAAAGCUACUUAAUCUACGUAUUAAGCUACGUAUUAUAUUAUUAUUUUAUUAGGGCAAAAUAGUAAUUUAUUUUUUACAGAAGACCCGACAAGUUUGUUUUUCAAAUUGAAAAUAGGCAGUAGAGCGAAGAAUAAAUAAGACAGUUAAGGCCUAGGCAGAACUCAUUAUUUGUCUGGUGAUGGAACAGCGUUUAUAAUAUCAUUGUUGUUACCACUAUGAUGUGUAAAAGAUAUAUAUUUAUAUUCAAAAUUUUAUUUAAAAGUGUCUUUACGUAAUGGGCUUAUUAUACGAAUGAAAUAUUAAAAAGUCCCGAAAGUUAAUUUGCUUGAUUAUUAUUUCUUUGAAUGUAUGCUGUUAUCAUCAUUCGAAUAAAAACAGAUUGAAAUAAACUAACGCGAAACGUUUGACUUUGUGAUUAUGGUGUUACGCCACGAAAUUAAACUUAUUUUCGAAAGUCACUUUGACAACCAUUUCAAUACAUCCAUCAAUGAAUUCUGUCUGUACUUUAAUGGUAAUUAAACUUGCGUAUUUGUGAAUACUAUGUUUUUAUUAUAUUUAGUGAAUAAGUAACGAGAGAGACCGUGUUUUGUACCAACAAUUAGACAUUAGUAGAGAUUGAAUUUCAGGUAGCUCGCGCGAAGAUCAACCAAAGAAACAAACAUUUAUUAUUCAAUUUUAUCAUUCAUUCUUUAUUACUUUAUCUGUAAUAUUUGUACCCAUAAAUAAGCAGACAUUGAGCAGUAGAAUGUAAAGAAAAAAAAAGAGAAAGAGCGAGAGAGCGAAAGAGAGAGACAGUAAGAAGACGAUUAUGUAAUAAGGAUUUUGCAAACGAGAUUUUAGCCAAAGAUUGAGCAAUAUAAUAUGUGGUCAGUGCUAAGCGAUGAUCUGUAUCAGAAGUUAAUGGAAAACAAACUAUGCAUUCGCGAGCUGCAAUACUUUUUUUUAACUCAAAUUCGUAACUUUAGAAAUCCAAAUGACUCACAACAAGUGUUGAAAGAUUUAAAAUAAAAUGAACAUUGAUGAAUAGGUAUGUAAUUUAGAAAUAUUUGAGUGUAAGAUUUUAUAUACAUAUGUAUAAAUAUCACUCAUUUCUUAUUAAUAAGACGUGUCUCGAUUUUUGAUUGUUUACUAAUUUGUCCUUGGCUUUAAACCAAAUAAUUAGGAUCUCAUAUUUUAGAGAAAUUUGUAUUCAGAUAUAGAAUGUUUAAAAGAAAGUAUAGGGUUGAACGUUGAUAUAACAGGAAAAUACCUUUACUUGUUUAUGUUACAGCGUUGAUUUGAAUUUUUGGUUAGGACAUAUAAAUCGAAAAAUAGCACUGAUCAACAUACAGACAAUGAUAGUUUUGAGAUCUUAAUAAACCGCGAAUAAAUUUUAUUUUAUCUUUAUCGUGUAAUUAUAUUAUAUAUAUAAAAAGAUCGCAUUUCAGACAUUAAAAAAUUAAAAUCGAGACAAGUCAAUUUAAUAUGUGAUGACCGAUAUACGAUGUCUCCAUACCUCUUGGAGCCAUAGUGUGUAUAUAAAUACACACAUAUCAAUUUCCUUGACUCCAAAUCUCCUAUUUUUUUACCCAGUUAUGUCCUAUACUCAUCGCCACUCUUCCUUACUCGUUCCAUUAUUCAAGAAUACAUCUUAAUAAUAAAGUAAAUAUAUCGAUAAGAAAACAUCGUAUUUCACUCUUUUUAUCUGAAGUCCGUCUUAUCUUAUCAGGAUUUAUGUAGCUCAAUCGCUAUCGUGGAGCAUGUCAGAUAUUUUGUGUAUUCUCAUUUUCGUUAAAGCAAAAUUGAAAUAUUCUAUAACAGUCUAAGCUUUUAAAUCAAUUUUACUUCGUACUAAACACAGUGUCAGUAAGAUAGAAAAAUGUUGAGGGAACGCCUUUAACUGAACUAACGAAAUACAUUUUUUUUAGAUUGAGUAAACUUUCUUUUUAAAUUAUCCACUUAAACUAAUUAAAAUCUAUUUGCCUGCUUAAUCCAAUAUUGUUCCAAAUAUAUUGACUAUUCUUUUCUUCGCCCGAUUUAAGCAAGGUGGUGAAUAACUAAUCCAGGGCCUUCUUAAUAUGCACAUAUAAUAAUAUGUAUAGAGUAGCAGAGUUAUGAUUAUUUUCAUUUUCGAUUUUUGGUAACAUAAUCCCCAAACAUUUUAUUAUAAACUGUAUGAUCCUAGUGGAAAGCAUGGGAACGCUGCGCCACGAAGCCGGUCACCAUAUACUUCCACUGCACUGAUGGACAAUGGCUUAUAACCAGUGAUCAAGAUUCAUAUGUGUGAAUUUAACAUUACAAAUUAUAUAAGAUAUAUUCUGUAGUAAAGUCAGGCGUCCAAUCGAAAAACCCACCUAUUGUAACGGUUGUAACGGACAUGAGUUGCCACCAUAGGGCUAGGCUCUCACGGGAACACAGACAGACAGACAGAGAGAGAGAGAGAAAGAGAGAGAGAGGUGCAUCACUUGGCUUCUGAUGCUGUAACCGUCUCUCUCAGUGUAUUGUGUCUGCUGUCAGCCCUUAUCUUCGAGGGCCCGCUCUUAGGACAAUCGCUAUUCAUAAAAGUCCUAUCGUGAAAUUUGCUACAAUUUAGUUCUGAAAAAGGUUUAAAUAAAAGAAAUACGAGAGAGAAAAAAGACAAAGAGACAAAAAUGCGUCAAUUACGAAAAAAAUGUCCUCACCUUUUCUAAAGGGAGCAACAAACACUGAGAAGAAACAACAUUGAAUAAAUUAAAAUUGACAGUCUAUUACAUAUUUUUU